Messenger RNA from Elaeis guineensis (African oil palm), 1340 nucleotides. RefSeq lists its product as uncharacterized. Gene Ontology annotation, molecular function: protein binding; iron ion binding. The record is from RefSeq and is a predicted model, not a curated record. NCBI's taxonomy places the organism in Eukaryota, Viridiplantae, Streptophyta, Magnoliopsida, Arecales, Arecaceae.
CUGAGUUUCCCCACACCUGCCUUGGCUCCCUUGAGGCUAAUCUAUCCCUUUGCCAGCCUUUUGCAUCCACAAAAUUCCCUCAAAAGUAACACCUUUUUCUUCCUCCCUUUGAUCCAACCCUUCCAAUGUCCAACUGCAGCCUCUUCCAACAUGUCAGCUGCUUCAGCCUCUGCUGUGGCUGCUGCCUACUCCUCCAUAUCCCAACACUCCCUCAGAUCUCCCUCAACUCCUCCUUCCAAUCCACCUCUCCUUUCCUCAAUAAACCAAAAAAGUGCCUUCCAUGGUUUGCAACUAUUGGAGAGGAGAAGGGUGUCUUCCAUAGCCGAGAGAAAGAGAAGUUGGGGGAGGAAUGGGGCUCUUGGAGGGAGGAAAGGGCUCGAGAUCAGUGCGAGAACUGCUGGUGCAUCAAAGAGCAUUGAGGUCGAAGUUGACAAGCCCCUGGGCCUGACCUUGGGGCAGAAACCCGGGGGUGGAGUCAUCAUCACUGCUGUGGAUGGUGGUGGAAAUGCAGCAAAGGCAGGGUUAAAAGCUGGGGACCAAGUCCUCUACACAAGCAGCUUCUUUGGAGAUGAACUGUGGCCUGCGGACAAGCUGGGAUUUACCAAAACAGCAAUUCAAGCAAAGCCAGAUUCUGUAUAUUUUGUGGUCAGCAGGGGAGCAGAUGUAGAUGUAAAGCGAUUGACAAAGAGGCCAGCUCCACCUCGCUUUGGCCGAAAAUUAACAGAAGCACAAAAGGCUAGAGCAACUCACAUAUGUCUGGACUGUGGAUUUAUUUACACUCUGCAGAAGCCUUUUGUUGAACAGCCUGAGACCUAUGUUUGUCCACAAUGCAAUGCACCAAAGAAGCGAUUUGCACGUUAUGAUGUGAACACUGGAAAACCUAUUGGUGGUAGCUUGCCACCCAUUGGGGUGAUCAUUGGAUUGGUGGCUGGGAUUGCAGCAGUUGGAGCUCUGCUCGUCUAUGGCCUUCGAUAGCCUGCUAAUCAGAUUUCCAAAAUAACGUGAUGAUUGGUCUUUUGACAUUGCUCGUAGUGAUCCAUUUACUCGGAAAAUAUUACCACCAACCGGCGCCAAAGCCUUUUUGGGAGCAACCAGAGAAACCUGGGGGUGAAAGUGAAGGGAUUGGAUUGGGCUGGUUCUUACUUAUGAGUCUCUUCCUCAUCCUUUUCACUGUGUUCUAUAAUGGUGAGGGCUAUGGCUGGAUCUCUUUGAUACUUGUGCUAGGCUUCACUCUCUUCUUCAGCAUGUUUUGAGCUGGAGGUGGACCUGAACACUGUAAGCUUGGUAUUCUGACUUUGAGAUGCAAUACUAAACACGUAGAAAGUUGGCUUUCAGAUGCA